This is a messenger RNA of Cercopithifilaria johnstoni, 1887 nucleotides long. The record is from the annotation of a GenBank genome assembly. NCBI's taxonomy places the organism in Eukaryota, Metazoa, Nematoda, Chromadorea, Rhabditida, Onchocercidae.
AUGGUGAUUACCUAUUAUGUUGAAGAGGUAUCCACGAAUAAAAAUUCAUAUUUAAAUCGAGGAAUACAAAUAGUUGUUGGUCAUUACAAUGGAAAUCUUGCCAAAGAUAAAUUUUCCAAUUUAACUGAUGAACAAUUGAAUGCAAAUAAUUAUGCCCCAGUUAUUGGUGCUGGAGAAGAUGGACAACCAGUUAGGCUAAGGAAAGCGGAUGAACGCCUUUCCGAUGAUACCUUUGCUAUUAAUCAGUUCAAUUUGGUAGUGAGUGAUCGAAUAGCUCUAAAUAGAUCAUUGCCCGAUAUUCGUAAACAUCAAUGCCGAAUCAAAAUCUAUUCACCUCCUUCGCAAUUACCAACUACCAGUGUUAUCAUCGUUUAUCAUAAUGAAGCAUUUUCAACAUUAAUGCGUACCGUUAUGUCCGUAAUUCUUAGAUCACCACAUGAAAAUUUGAAGGAAAUUAUUUUGGUGGAUGAUUUCAGCACAAGGACAUUUUUGAAAGCUGAAUUAGAUAAUUUUGUUGCUAAAUUGAAUAUUCAUAUCAAAGUGAUCCGAGCAAAUGAACGGGUCGGUUUGAUAAGAGCUCGAUUAAUGGGCGCUAAGGAAGCAGAAGGUGAUGUAUUAACUUUCUUGGAUUCACAUUGUGAAUGUACUAAAGGAUGGAUGGAACCAUUAUUGGCACGGAUUAAAGAAAACAGAAAAGCAGUAGUUUGUCCUGUGAUUGAUGUUAUCAAUGAGCAAACCUUUGCAUAUCAGAAAGGUAUUGAGCUAUUUCGCGGUGGUUUCAAUUGGAAUCUUCAAUUUCGAUGGUAUGCGCUACCAUCAGAAAUGAUAAAAUCACGAAGUGAUGAUCCUACAAAACCAAUCGUUUCACCAGCAAUGGCUGGCGGAUUGUUUAGCAUCGAUCGGAAAUAUUUUGAAGAAAUUGGUACCUACGAUCACGAAAUGGAUAUAUGGGGUGGCGAGAAUAUUGAGAUAUCUCUGAGAGUUUGGCAAUGUGGUGGGCGAAUCGAGAUUCUUCCAUGUUCUCAUGUAGGUCAUGUCUUUCGUCGAGCUUCUCCACACGAUUUUCCAGGUCGUAAAUCAGGAAGCAUUCUGAAUAAUAAUUUGUUGCGAGUAGCCGAAGUUUGGAUGGAUGAAUGGAAAUAUCACUUCUACAAAACUGCACCUCAAGCGUAUAAAUUGCGUGAAAAAGUUGAUGUAAGUGAUCGUGUGGAACUGCGAAGACGUUUGCACUGCAAAAGUUUCAAAUGGUUUCUCGAUAAUGUAUGGAAGGAUCAUUUUUGGCCACAACCGGGAAAUGCUUUUGGAAGGGUAAUUCAUUCAAGAUCGCAAAUUGAUGGUCUAAAUGGGUGCUUACAUUGGACGGUGCCAUUGGGUGAAAGCAUGAGAGUAGCAACGAUGCAUAAUUGUUCUACAUCUGAAAGUUUCGAUCGUACUGAGAUUUCGCACAGCACUUCAGGAAAUUGUUUGGUAGCUCGAAAUGGUGAACCUGGUACCAAACAAUCUACCAUUAUGAUGGCUCGUUGUACAUUGGGUUUUGACAUGUGGCAGCUUUGGUUAUUUACCAAUGAGGGACAACUGAAAACAGAUGAGCAUUUGUGCCUUAGUGCAUAUCAACCGAUACAGAAACCACAAAAUUGGAAAGUACAAUUAAAAGAAUGUGGCCAAUAUGAAUUUGAAUAUUGGGAUUAUAAUUUCAAUAGAAAAUCAUUUUAUCACCGUAAAAGUGGAUUAUGUCUUGAUCAGCCAUUCGAAGAUCCUAAUGAUUAUCAUGCAACACAUGUUUUAAAACCUACGUUGAAAAAAUGUACACGUGGCGGAUUAAAUCAGCAAUGGACAUUAAACGAAGUACAAUGGCUGUCAGAUAAUGUCAUUUCAACAUUGCAUUAA